Molecule: messenger RNA, 4753 nt
Organism: Nannospalax galili (Upper Galilee mountains blind mole rat)
Lineage: Eukaryota; Metazoa; Chordata; Mammalia; Rodentia; Spalacidae
Gene: Slc8a3
Product: solute carrier family 8 member A3
Exons: 7
Coding region: 291-3056 (921 amino acids)
Biological process (GO): calcium ion import across plasma membrane; cell communication; sodium ion transmembrane transport
Cellular component (GO): sarcolemma; postsynapse; axon
Molecular function (GO): calcium:sodium antiporter activity
Source: RefSeq, a predicted model, not a curated record
CCCAGCGCCCGAGCUCCCCAUGCGCCGCCCCGCAGCUCGGUGACAGCUGCAAGCCCUCGAACCCGGGCGGGCGGCGGCCGACUGUCAUGCUCCGGACGCCGUUGCGGCCGGCCCGCAGCCCGCGGGGGCGAUGAGCCGCUGCGGCCGGUGAGCCGGGCGGCCCCGGAGUCGCGCACCUUCCUAGCCCACCUCUCUUGCCCACCAGGCUCGGGAGGCCGAGGGGUAAACGGUCUUGGGCCUGUCAGGAGGACCACUGGUGCUGCGGUGGAGCCAGCGUCUAAGUCUCGUGUAUGGCGUGGUUACGGUUACAGCCUCUCACCUCUGCCUUCCUCCAUUUUGGGCUAGUUACUUUUGUGCUCUUCCUGAAUGGUCUUCGAGCAGAGGCUGGUGACUCAAGAGAUGUGCCCAGUACAGGGCAGAACAAUGAAUCCUGUACAGGGUCAUCAGACUGUAAGGAGGGUGUCAUCCUGCCAAUCUGGUAUCCAGAGAACCCUUCCCUUGGGGACAAGAUUGCCAGGGUUAUUGUCUAUUUUGUGGCCCUGAUAUACAUGUUCCUUGGGGUAUCCAUCAUUGCUGAUCGCUUCAUGGCCUCUAUUGAAGUUAUCACCUCCCAAGAGAGGGAAGUGACUAUCAAAAAGCCCAAUGGAGAGACCAGCACAACUACAAUUAGGGUCUGGAAUGAAACUGUCUCCAAUCUGACCCUUAUGGCCCUGGGUUCCUCUGCUCCCGAGAUUCUUCUCUCCUUAAUUGAGGUAUGUGGUCAUGGGUUCAUUGCUGGUGAUCUGGGACCUUCUACCAUCGUUGGCAGUGCAGCCUUCAACAUGUUUAUCAUCAUUGGUAUCUGCGUCUAUGUGAUCCCAGAUGGGGAGACUCGCAAGAUCAAGCACCUACGCGUCUUCUUUGUCACUGCUGCUUGGAGUAUCUUUGCCUACAUCUGGCUCUACAUGAUCCUGGCAGUCUUCUCUCCUGGUGUAGUCCAGGUUUGGGAAGGCCUUCUUACUCUCUUCUUCUUUCCAGUGUGUGUUCUGCUGGCAUGGGUGGCAGAUAAACGACUCCUCUUCUACAAAUACAUGCACAAAAAAUACCGCACAGAUAAACACCGAGGAAUUAUCAUAGAGACAGAAGGUGACCACCCUAAGGGCAUCGAGAUGGAUGGGAAAAUGAUGAAUUCCCACUUCCUAGAUGGGAACCUGGUGCCCCUGGAAGGGAAGGAGGUAGAUGAGUCCCGUAGGGAGAUGAUCCGGAUUCUUAAGGAUCUGAAACAAAAGCACCCAGAGAAGGACUUAGAUCAGCUGGUGGAGAUGGCCAAUUACUAUGCUCUUUCCCACCAACAGAAGAGCCGAGCCUUCUACCGGAUCCAAGCCACCCGCAUGAUGACUGGUGCAGGCAAUAUCCUGAAGAAACAUGCAGCGGAACAAGCCAAGAAGAGCUCCAGCAUGAGCGAGGUGCACACCGAUGAACCUGAGGACUUCAUCUCCAAGGUCUUUUUUGACCCAUGUUCUUACCAGUGCCUGGAGAACUGUGGAGCUGUCCUUCUGACAGUGGUGAGGAAAGGAGGAGACAUGUCCAAGACCAUGUAUGUGGACUACAAAACAGAGGAUGGUUCUGCCAACGCGGGGGCUGACUAUGAGUUCACAGAGGGCACUGUGGUUCUGAAACCAGGAGAGACUCAGAAGGAGUUCUCUGUGGGCAUCAUUGAUGAUGACAUUUUUGAGGAGGAUGAGCACUUCUUCGUGAGGCUGAGCAAUGUCCGCAUAGAAGAGGAGCAGCCAGAGGAGGGGAUGCCCUCGACAAUACUCAACAGUCUUCCCUUGCCUCGGGCUGUCCUAGCCUCCCCUUGUGUAGCCACAGUUACUAUUUUGGAUGAUGACCAUGCAGGCAUCUUCACUUUUGAAUGUGAUACCGUUCAUGUCAGUGAAAGUAUUGGUGUUAUGGAAGUCAAGGUUCUGCGGACAUCAGGUGCCCGAGGCACAGUCAUCGUCCCUUUUAGGACAGUAGAAGGGACAGCCAAGGGUGGUGGUGAGGACUUUGAAGACACAUAUGGGGAGCUGGAAUUCAAGAAUGAUGAAACAGUGAAAACCAUAAGGGUUAAGAUAGUAGAUGAGGAGGAAUACGAAAGGCAAGAGAAUUUCUUCAUUGCCCUUGGUGAACCGAAAUGGAUGGAACGUGGAAUAUCAGAGGUGACAGACAGGAAGCUGACUAUGGAGGAAGAGGAGGCCAAGAGGAUAGCAGAGAUGGGAAAGCCAGUACUGGGUGAACACCCUAAACUGGAGGUCAUCAUUGAAGAGUCCUAUGAGUUCAAGAGCACAGUGGACAAACUGAUCAAGAAAACAAACCUGGCCUUGGUUGUGGGGACCCAUUCCUGGAGGGACCAGUUCAUGGAGGCGAUCACUGUCAGUGCAGCAGGGGAUGAGGAUGAGGAUGAAUCAGGAGAGGAAAGGCUGCCGUCCUGCUUUGACUAUGUCAUGCACUUCCUGACUGUCUUCUGGAAGGUGCUGUUUGCCUGCGUGCCCCCGACAGAGUACUGCCACGGCUGGGCCUGCUUUGUGGUCUCCAUCCUCAUUAUUGGCAUGCUCACUGCUAUCAUCGGGGAUCUGGCCUCCCACUUCGGCUGCACCAUUGGGCUCAAGGAUUCAGUCACAGCUGUUGUUUUCGUGGCAUUUGGCACCUCUGUGCCAGAUACGUUUGCCAGCAAAGCUGCUGCCCUGCAGGAUGUGUAUGCAGACGCCUCGAUUGGCAACGUCACCGGCAGCAACGCAGUCAAUGUCUUCCUGGGUAUUGGCCUGGCCUGGUCCGUGGCUGCCAUCUACUGGGCCAUGCAAGGACAAGAAUUCCAUGUGUCCGCAGGCACUUUAGCCUUCUCUGUCACCCUUUUCACCAUCUUUGCAUUUGUCUGCAUCAGUGUGCUCUUGUACCGACGGCGGCCGCACUUGGGCGGGGAGCUCGGUGGUCCCCGUGGCUGCAAGCUUGCCACGACCUGGCUCUUUGUGAGCCUGUGGCUCCUUUACAUACUCUUUGCCACACUGGAGGCCUAUUGCUACAUCAAAGGGUUCUGAGCCACCAGAACAUGGCCUCCACAGGGCAGGCCUAGGACUUCUCCUAAGAGAAGGGCACUUCCCCACCAGUGACCUUUCCAGGUUGAGCAGCCCUGGAGAGGCAGCAUCAGGACCCGAGCUCCAGGACCUAAGCCCUGGCACUGCACUGAAAGGGCAAAGUUUUAGUCAAUCCAGUGGAAUGGAGGAGACAGACACCCACUUUCCAAAGUACUUAAUUAAACACAAACCAACAACAGCAACAAAUCCACCUCUACCCCAUGCUCCCACGCGUGUCCUUGAGCCUUCUCCUUCUUGUAGCCCCCCUCCCAACUAUUCCUUCGCCUCUGGUUCCCAAGGAGGGCAGGGACUUCCCCUGUCUCCAGGGUGCAUUGUGAUUCUCCCACUCAGCUGGCAAGGUGUGAGAACAAACCAUCUCCACGUGGCUGGUUUGGAUGCUCUAGUAUCAUUGUGAUCAUGACUGUGAUUGCUUCCUUUUCCCGUCAGGUUUUGCUUACUGACUUGUCUUUUCUUUCUGAAGUUAGUGACAAUGGUGCCCUGAAGGAACUCCAAGUUCCUCCAAGCUCCUUUGGAGCUGAUAAAGGCACGACUGACUGUCUGACACACCCUCCCAUUCUCACAGGGCCGCUGUCACAGGGCCGCUGCUGUACCUUGGCUCUAGCGAGGUCCUAUCUCCCACCUCCUUUGUUCCCUGAGUACUUCAGAAGACCGAUGGCCUUUGAGUGGCACAUACCAACUCGGGGAGCAGGAGGAAUUUUAUCUGCUUGCAUUGAAAUGAAAUCAAAAUCACAGAGAAGUUGUUCUCUUCCUUGUCAAAGCCUUCCCAAUUCUGUGUGUCUUGUGUGUCAGUGUCUGUAUGUGUGCCCUCCUAAAGAAAGACUCACCAAGUGGGGGAAAUGGGACAAAAAUAAGAAUGGUCCAGCCUGACAAAGAGAAGCUGGGAAAACAAAAAGGAAUAAAACCUUCUUGAAUAUCAUUGGGGUUGUGUCUGAGGCAGGAGAAAAGAGAUAUCCAACCAGGGAGAUCGCUAAGGUGGAAGAUCAUACCCUGUUCCCAAAGUGUCAGUGUUUCUGAGAAAUCCCUGCAUCACACCCCCUCACUCGCUAGUGGGCCAUACUCAGAGAGCUGAGGAAAGUAAUGUGAGAAUUUAGAAGCUUGUAAGAGAACAGGGGCUCCUUCCAUCUUUCCUGGCCCUCAGACCACUUUUGAAAGCAUGUUCACAAGAUAGGAACUGGAAUUCCUCAUUUUCCCACGUUCCUGCUUGUUUUUAAACCUGAUAAAGCUCUUUCUUCCCAGCCUGUGGGGUAUUUCAUGCCCCACUAAGAGAAAUCUUAGUUUUCAUAUUCCCACGGAGCCUUGGCUUCUAGAAAAAUGAGGACUGACCUCCCUUACAGACCUUUUCCUGAUCAGUUUUGAAAGGACCUGGCUUUAACACACACACACACACACACACACACACACACACAUACAACAUCACUACAAAACUGCCCACAGGUCUUUAGGCUUUCUGCAUUGACAUAAAUACAUUUUCUAAGAGAGAAAAAAUUAAAAUACCUGUUUAAUUUUAAACACAUUUUUUAAGAAAAAAAAUAAAAAAGAAACAGUGCUUGUGUCGUAAGCUAUGUUGAUAGUCGCCGGUGGAAAUGUUGGGUUGGUUUAAAAAAAAAAUAAAAGCUCUACUUAUAUCUCUCUACACACAG